AUGGCGUUAUUGGACUCAUUGAAUCAUUAUCACGUUGCUGUCCCUUUGCUUGCCAUACCGGUUGCAUAUCUUGUUUAUGUUGCAGUAUAUCGUCUGUUCUUUCAUCCGCUUGCACAAUAUCCGGGACCAUUUUUGGCAAAGCUUACGACAUGGUAUUCUGCCUACCACAAUUAUAUCAAUGAUGUUCACAUUGAUAUCCUGAGGUGCCAUGCAGAGUACGGAGAUUUCGUUCGCUACGGACCGGACAGGCUUCUAGUCAACAGUGCAAACGGAUACCAUGACAUCUAUGGCCAUGGCAAAAACAUUGCCAAGUCCAAGGCUUACUGGGCCCUCUUGACCCGAGCACGCCAGUUCUCGGUCUUGACGGCGUGGGACAAGAAAGUCCAUGGGCGCAAACGACGAGUAGUAGGUCAAGGUUUUACCGAGGCUGCAGUCCGGGGGUAUGAGCCCGUCAUCAAAGACAAUGUCACGAUUUUGUGCAAUAAGUUGCUAGCAAACGACGGUCGAAAUGCUGUCCCUGAAGCGGCCAAUGCUUGGAGUCUCCCAGUGGACAUGUCCGAGUUCACCAACUACCUUUCUUUUGAUAUCAUGACGGACGUUAUAUUCAGUGUCAAACGUCAUCUGAUUGAAAAUUCGCACUACCGUUGGAUCACCACUUGCAUUGAGAGAAUGAUGCACCGCAUUGGCGUCCUGUCCAUGGUACCCUGGACGAGAUGGUGGGGCUUAGGACUUCACUGGCUCAUUAUGCCGGACGGCGUACGAGCAUCAGCACAGUUCACUGACGAAGCCAAAUAUUUUGCCACAGCAAGAAUGAAACAGCAGCUUCCUAAAGGAAAAAAAGACGUGUUCCAGAACUUACUGAACGCCAAAGACGCGGAGACUGGAGAGGGCCUGCCAUUACCUGAAUUGUUGGCUGAAGCGGGAUUAUUGAUUGUGGCAGGCUCUGAUACCACCUCAUCUGCCCUCGCUGGCAUCUUCUUCUACCUGUCGCGCAAUCCUUCGGUUUACGCCAGGGUCGCCCAAGAAAUCCGGACGACGUUUCCCUCGGUGGCAGGAAUUUCCCAUGGGCCCGAGCUCCGCUCCUGCAUAUACCUCCACGCUGUGGUCGACGAGUGCCUACGCAUGUGCCCCCCUGUCUCUGCGGCUCCGUGGCGGGUUGUCCUCAAGGGUGGCCAAAACAUCGACGGUCACGAGAUACCAGAGGGCAUCGAAGUUGGGACAUGUCUUUACUCGCUCAUGCACAACCCGGCAUAUUUUGCCGAACCUUUCAAGUUCGACCCUGACCGCUGGAUCGAAACGGAAAGCAAUCCUGCGGCCACCAUUGAACUUCAGCGGAGGGCUUUCGUGCCCUUCCUGAGCGGCGCAAGGAUGUGCGCGGCCAAGAAUCUAGCCAUGGCAGAGUUGUUGAUAACGACAGCCCAGGUCUUGUACACGAUGGAUUUCAAGCCGGCUGAUGGUCCCGAGGGGAAACUGGGCGAAGGUAUGAUGGGGAUGGGAGCCGGGAGGGAACGACCAGAGGAGUUCCAACUAUAUUCGCACUUUGUCACUGUGGCUAAACGUGGUCCUGUUCUGCAGUUCCGUAGAAGGGAAACAGAGUAA
Molecule: messenger RNA, 1599 nt
Organism: Fonsecaea multimorphosa CBS 102226
Lineage: Eukaryota; Fungi; Ascomycota; Eurotiomycetes; Chaetothyriales; Herpotrichiellaceae
Exons: 6
Coding region: 1-1599 (532 amino acids)
Molecular function (GO): iron ion binding; monooxygenase activity; heme binding
Source: RefSeq, a predicted model, not a curated record